This is a messenger RNA of Elephantulus edwardii (Cape elephant shrew), 1710 nucleotides long. RefSeq names its product 1-aminocyclopropane-1-carboxylate synthase homolog (Arabidopsis)(non-functional)-like (gene ACCSL). The coding region runs from base 1 to 1710 and encodes 569 amino acids. NCBI's taxonomy places the organism in Eukaryota, Metazoa, Chordata, Mammalia, Macroscelidea, Macroscelididae. The record is from RefSeq and is a predicted model, not a curated record. The transcript is spliced from 14 exons. Gene Ontology annotation, molecular function: pyridoxal phosphate binding; transaminase activity. Gene Ontology annotation, biological process: biosynthetic process; amino acid metabolic process.
AUGAGUCACGCAGACAGUCACGCAGACAGCCUCGCUGUGCCCUGUGGGCAGAUGAGCCAAGGCCUCAGACUCUCUUUGUUGGAGAAGUUGCUGGAGCUACAGCAGAUCCUGAAGGAGAACCUCUUGACUUUGAUGGUCAAGGGUAAGCAUCAUAGCUUGAUUCUGGAGCAGCAGAAAAAGGACCUGGAGGAGAUAUAUACUGAGGUCAUUGAUAAGCAGAAAAUAGCCCGUCUAAUGGAUCAGAUGAUCAGCCUCCUACAGUUUGUGCCCCACAGCGAUAAGGAACCCCAACUACCUCCACACUUCCUGGGCUCCGAGCCUCCUAGCGGUGUGUGGGAAGGAGAACCCAGCAGGGAAGUCUCCCUGUUGCAUGAGGCUUAUACGAUAUCUAAGGACCACAACCUCUCUACCCGUGGUGAAGAGGUCUGUUUUUUGUACCGCUCUGGCUUUGAAGACUACAUGGCGUACCUGGCAAACAAAUACCAUGAAGACAAUAACAGCUCGGGCAUCAUUAACCUUGGUAUCAGUGAGAACAAGCUCUGCACUGACCUAAUAACCGAAAGGUUCAAACGGAGUGACAUGGCUUACCUGGAGAAUAGCCUGUUACAAUACAAUGACUGGACAGGACGAUUAUUCCUCCGGCAAGAAAUAGCUAAUUUCCUGUAUCACUACUGUAAGGCACCUUCUCCGCUUGAUCCAGAAAACGUGGUUGUUCUAAAUGGUUGCUGCUCUAUCUUCUCUGCACUGUCCAUGGUUCUGUGUGAUGCAGGAGAGGCCUUUCUGAUCCCUACUCCCUUCUAUGGUGGUUUCACCCUUAGUGCCAAACUGUACACAAAAGUUGAGCUGUUUCAUGUCCACCUGGACAGUAAGAUCACUGAUGAAAACAAACAACCUUUCCAGCUCACUGUCAAAAAGUUAGAAGAUGGCCUGCUUAAAGCUAUGCUUAAGGGGAAAAAGAUCAAAGGCCUUAUACUCAACAACCCCCAGAACCCUUUGGGUUACACCUACUCCCAAGAUUCACUGAAAGAGUACCUGACAUUUGCCAAGAGGUAUAAACUACAUGUGAUUAUAGAUGAGAUUUACAUGCUGUCUGUGUUCGAUCCAAAGACCACAUUCCACAGUGUGCUGAGCUUGGACAGUUUGCCUGACCCCCAAAGGACGCAUGUGAUCUGGGGUACCAGUAAGGAUUUUGGCAUCUCUGGCUUCCGCUUUGGUGCUCUAUACACCCACAACAAGGACGUGGCUGCUGCUGUGCGUGGCUUUAGCUACCUCCACAGCCUCUCUGGCAUUGCUCAGUAUAAGCUGUGUCAGCUGCUCAAAGAUAGAGUCUGGAUUGACAACACCUACCUGCCUUCCUAUAAACUACGGCUCCAGAGAGCUUACCGUUGUGUCACAAAGCAGCUAGACGCCUUGGAGAUCCCCUAUCUAAAGGGAGGCUGCGGCCUCUAUGUCUGGAUCAACUUGAAAAAGUACCUGACCCCAUGUACAUUCGAGAAAGAGUUAGACCUCUAUCGCCACUUGAUGAAUUACAAAGUGAUAUUGACCCGUGGCAAGAUAUACAUGUGUAAGGAGCCUGGCUGGUUCCGCCUCGUCUUUGCCGAGAAGACUCACAUCCUACUAUUGGCCAUGCAGAGGUUUUCUGAAGCACUGAAAGAAUAUGAGCAAAUAGCGGCAGUGGAGUUCCUGGAAGAUGCCUACAGGAGUGGAUGA